Molecule: messenger RNA, 1080 nt
Organism: Schistocerca piceifrons (Central American locust)
Lineage: Eukaryota; Metazoa; Arthropoda; Insecta; Orthoptera; Acrididae
Gene: Naa15-16
Product: N-alpha-acetyltransferase 15, NatA auxiliary subunit
Exons: 7
Coding region: 1-1080 (359 amino acids)
Biological process (GO): N-terminal peptidyl-methionine acetylation
Cellular component (GO): cytoplasm; NatA complex
Molecular function (GO): protein binding; protein-N-terminal amino-acid acetyltransferase activity
Source: RefSeq, a predicted model, not a curated record
AUGGCGUACCAUUUGCUUAAAGAUUAUGAAAUGGCUCAGAACAUAUUGGAAACAUUUCGUAAGACACAACUGCAAAAAAGUUCAUAUGACUACGAGCAUAGUGAAUUGCUCCUGUACCAGAACAUGGUUAUCCAAGAGUCAGGAGCACUGGAAGAAGCACUUAUCCAUCUAAAUAAAUACUCCGACCAGAUUUGUGAUAAACUUUCUGUUCUGGAAACCUGGGGUAAGCUAUACCUAGAACUGAAGCGCUACAGGGAAGCAGAGAGUAUAUACAAACAGCUGCUAAUGCGGAAUCCAGAAAACACAUCAUAUUAUAUGAAGUUGCAGGAAGCACAGCAGCUGAAGGAUCCUGAUGAUAUUCUGCGUAUGUUUGCUGGCUACCAAGAGCUUUUCCCUAGAGCACAGGCACCGAAGCGCUUACCACUGAAUUAUGCUUCAGGUUCAACAUUCCGUACCAUGGUAGACAAGUACCUAAGGCAAGGUCUGCAUAAAGGAGUACCCCCUCUUUUUGUAGACCUUAGGUCACUUUAUAAAGAUCCAGAAAAGGUUGAGACCAUCCAUAAACUCGUCCUUCAAUAUGUGGAUGCUUUAAAGGCUUAUGGCCGAUUCAGUGCACAAGAUGUUGCAGAAAAUCUUCCUAAGGAGCCUGCUUCAGCCCUAUUAUGGGCAUACUAUUACUUAGCCCAGCAUUAUGACUUUUUAGGGGACACAGAAAGGGCACUUUAUUACAUUGAUGCUGCCAUUGACCAUACACCUACUCUUAUAGAACUUUUUGUAACAAAAGGUCGGAUUUACAAGCAUGGUGGAGAUGUAAUAGAGGCAUACAAGUGGCUGGAUGAAGCACAAGGGUUGGAUACAGCAGAUCGAUAUAUAAACUCCAAAUGCGCCAAGUACAUGUUGAGAGCAAACCUAAUCAAAGAAGCAGAGGAAACAUGUUCAAAAUUCACAAGGCUGGUAGAUGCCAGGGACACUGGUUGUGAAGGGCCCGACAGUGCCAGCCCAGCCAGCAGUGGAAGAGUAAGUGGCGUUGAAGAAUCACAGGAAGGACCAGCAGCAUCUGUUGUGGUGUCAGAUGCCUGA